Striga asiatica is the source of this 1367-nucleotide messenger RNA. The record is from the annotation of a GenBank genome assembly. NCBI's taxonomy places the organism in Eukaryota, Viridiplantae, Streptophyta, Magnoliopsida, Lamiales, Orobanchaceae.
AAAAAAACAAACUAUUAAUUACUGUUGUUUGCCUAUAAAAUAAACCUACUCCCCAAGUCCCAUCUAACAACAAUCAUCACAAAAACAAAAACAAAACAAAACCUCCAAGAAAAAAAAAACACCAAAAUAAUAUGGAUCAUAGUCACUGGUUGACAUCAACCCAGGUUUUAACAUCCUUAAUCCUUCCAAUUCUCAUAAUCUCUUCCUUUCUCUUCCCAAUCACCACCUCCCAAGAAAGCCCAUUUCUCUACAAGAUCUGCAAAAACGAGUCGGCCGGCAGCUACACAAAAACCGACCCCUUUGCGAACAACCUCAAGAACGUCUUAGACAACCUCGUCGACCAGACUCCGAAACACGACGGGUUCUGGACAACAUCCUCGGGCGGGGCCUACGGGCUCGCCCUUUGCCGCGGAGACGUCUCGUCCGACCAUUGCGACUUUUGCCUCUACGACGCUCGGUGCAAGAUCACCCAGCGUUGCGUCGAACGUGCCGCCAUUGUCUGGUACGACAACUGCCUCAUCAAAUACUCGGACCACGAUUUCUUUGGAGAAAUCGACACCGACAACAGGAUCCGAAUGUAUAACAUUUACAACGCGACCGACGCCAAGGGUUUCAACAAGACGGCCCGGGACUUGCUGCAAAGCCUAAAGAAGAAAGCAAGCAAAUCGGCAAUGAUGUUCGCGCAAGGGAGCGCGGUGGAGAAGAAGGAGAACGUGACUAUAUACGGCAUGGCACAAUGCGGUCGAGAUCUGUCGCGAGGGAACUGCACGAGCUGCCUCGACUACGCCAUAAAUCAUCUCCCGGCGUUUACGGCUACCACCACGCCAGUUGGUGGAAGGACUCUCACCGGAAGUUGCUCGGUUAGGUACGAGGAGUAUGUUUUCCUCGAUACCCCAACCAAGAAUAAGGCCGUAAAUGUGAAAAUGAUAGCUUGAUGGGAUCAUGGGAAAUAAUAUAGUCUCAUGUUUGGAUUUGAGUUUUAUAUUUGAGUUUUAAAUACAAGGGGUUAACCAUUUUUAAAUGGUUAAAAUGUUCAGAGAAAUGUUCAGAGAAAUCCAAAUAUAUACAACCAACUAAAUAUACAAACUUAUCAAAUAUUUCAACCCAUUUAUGAACUCAAAACUAACUCUAAGAAGCAAGUGACAAAACUAGAUUAUGCAGAAAAGCUAAAAACUGCAGAGCCAGAUUACAAGUGCAGUAGCCAAAGCAGCAAAAGCUCCCACCUAUCAUAAAUUUAUUAAAGCCAAAGUUGGAAAAAAAAAUUGAUCUUCAUUUGAAAAUAGAAACUAAAUUACAAUAAAGGUGCAACCUUUGAAGAACAACAUGCACCUUCUCCACACAGAUCAUCUUCAAUGGCUUUAUAAAAG